GUUGAGUUUUUACUUUCAUGGCGUAGUUCGUGUUUUCCAAGAUGAUCCUUUUUAUAUCAGUUUAUCAAAAUGUACAGCUCGUUGUAUUAGACCAUAUUUUUAUACGUUUAUUUUUUUAUGAUGCCAAGUGAUUUGGACUAUUUUGGUGACCCUGCCUAUUUUUUUCGUAGUAUGUCUGAAAUGACCUCGGAUACAUCAAUAGUUACUUCUGUGUCAGAUGGUGAAAUUUCUCAAGAUAAACACAAAGUUGUUAAAACAAGUGAUUCAGGUGCCUCAUUUUGUACAUCAACCGUUGCAGAAUCUAAAUUGAAAAGAACGUUCAACCUAACUAGGAAUGUCCUGACAGGGACUAGAAUCAGUAAACGAAAGAUCAAACACAAGCAACCGUUCUCCCUCUUCUCAGGUUUUCAAGAAAGCAACCCAGUUAUUGACGAGAAUAAUAAGAAUACUGAAAAUGAAAAUUUGAGGAACCAAGCAACAACGAAAAACAAUCAGAAGCAAACAGGUUCCUUACUCUGCGGCUUCCCAGAGAAUUGUUCUGUCAUCGAUGAGAACAUGAAGAACUCAGAAAAUGGAGGCCACAAAUUGUUUAGAGCACCUUCGUGGAACAAAUUCGUUUCCAAACUCCUUCAGCGAGUAUCCUCUCAUAUCAACAACCAGAAAACAAACUUAUGUACGAGUUAUGAGUAUGGAAUACGACGGAAGAGUCCUGCAUCCUUAUCAUCUAAUGACUUACGUGUUCCGCCACCGCGUCCAAGUGUUUUUGCAAAUGGUGACAAAGUGCCGGGUGUGAUAGGACUUCGAAAUCAUGGUAAUACGUGUUUUAUAAAUGCAGUGUUACAGUGUUUAAGUCAUACUGAUAUUCUAGCUGAAUACUUCGUUUUAGACCAAUAUAAAAUAGAUUUGUCUCGAAGGAACAAAUUAAAUUCUAAAAAAUACGGCACCAAAGGUGAAGUUACGGAACAGUUAGCUCUAUUAUUAAAAGCAAUUUGGUCUUGUCAGUAUGACCCAGAAAUAUCUAACAAAUUUAAAACGAUUGUUGACAAGUAUGCCAGUCAAUAUCGCGGUAAUAACCAGCAUGAUGCUCAGGAAUUUUUAUUGUGGCUUCUUGAUAAAGUGCAUGAGGAUCUGAACACUGCAACCAAGAAGAAGUAUAAAAUGAUCAAGAACUCCUUCGGUCGGCCGGACGACGUGGUGGCUGCGGAGACGCUGGCGAACCACGUGCGCUGCAACUCGAGCUUCGUCCACGCCGUCUUCCAGGCCCAAUUCCGCUCCUCCCUAACGUGCCCCCGCUGCAAGCGACAGUCCAACACCUUCGACCCCUUCCUCUGCGUCUCCGUCCCCGUCCCCCAAAACCAGUUCCGGCCCCUCUACGUCACCGUCGUCUACACCUCCCAGCAGCCCCGACAGGUGAAAAUCGGCCUAUCUUUGCCUUCUCAAACAGAUGUACACGAGCUUAGAACAUUGUUGUCUUCAGAUACUGCGGUUUCCGAGGAAAACAUGCUACUAUUGGAAAUAAAUGAUCUCGGGUUUCAUAAUACGUUUAUUGAUUCUAUGUCUAUCAAUGAUAUCAAAGAGUCUGACAAACUUUACUGUAUGGAGUUACCACAGUUGAAAGAAGUGCCCCAAGAAGCAACCUCUUACUUGCUCUUAUGUUGGGUCAAUGUCCUUGUUGUCGAAGAUGAAUGUUCGAGGUUUGGCAGCCCGUUCACAAUGCAGAUCUGUCGGGAAACAUCUUACACAGACCUGCAGAAACUCUUGUUGAAGGAAAUGUCAUGGAUGCUGCAUGAUGAUGUUCUAACAACAGAACAAGAUGUCCCACUUUUUCGUAUACGACUAGCCAGUCACCCUGAACCAGAUGCAUAUCUGGAUCCAACUCUAGAUCAUCCUCUCUACUCCGAGUUCAUCGACCAUGUUUUGAACCUUUGCGAGGCCAAUACAGAACCUGCCCACAUCAAAUUAGUCCUCGAGUGGGAUCUUCAAUCCAAAGAAAGUACAAUUGCUGAUGACUCAGAUCAAGUUGAAGAGCACAACAGCGUUAGUAAACUGAAGAGCAUGCCUGAAUCAGGAGGGAGUGUUUCGCUUGAAGAGUGCUUUCAGCUCUACACGCGAGCUGAAGUUUUAGCUGCUGAAGACGCAUGGCACUGUCCUCACUGUGAUUUGAAACAGGAAGUUGUCAAAGAACUUGGGUUAUGGUCCCUACCAGAUAUUCUGGUUGUGCAUCUGAAACGGUUUAAGCAAACUGCUGGAGGAAAGCCACCUGUAACCACACGGCCUCCUAUCAAAUUAACCACACUGGUAGACUUUCCUUUGUACGGAUUUGACAUGACCCCGCACCUUGCUGGUGGACAUUGCACAUCACCAACUCCUGCUCUGUGGUCGUCAUGGAAAAGGCCAAAGCACUCUUACCGUCAUGAUGACAAUGUUUACGACUUGUAUGCCGUUUGUAACCAUCACGGUGACGAUUUGCAAGGUGGUCAUUAUACUGCAUAUUGCCGAAACCCUUACGAUGCUCAAUGGUACUGCUUUGAUGAUGCCAGAGUAACUCAAGUUCAGGAGACUGAUUUGCUGACACCGAGCGCUUACAUUCUUUUCUACCAACGACGCGGCCUAAUAACGUCCUCAUCUAGUUCAAGCACUGGUUCUUCCGGCGGAGAACAUUGGGCUGCAAGACUACCAUCUGUUGUUAUGGAACAAAGUAAAUCAACAGAAGACUUAAGAGAAGGAAAGAAGGAUUUUCCUCGAAAUGACAGAGCAUAUGCAACCCUCCAACCUCAAUCAAAGAGAACUUCUAUCGAUGUGGAAUCCUCUAACAAUCACUCUAACUCUACAAAAUCCAUCCCAUCUGCUGUAACAGAUGUAAAACAGAAUUGGUGACCUGGUGAGAUGCAUGACAUCCUGACUAGAUUGAUUUUGACUCUAUCAAAUCGACAGGAAUUAGGCUGUUUGGCAAUGAUUGCCAGGUUUUUAGCCUAGACAUGAGCGUUCUCAAUCAGUGUUCUCUGUGAUAUUUUCGAUAUCACUCAUUGUGAUAAUUUUUUUUCUGAACCUCACAUGUUAGGUGUAACAAUGUAAAUAAGUUUUCCAUAUUCAAGAAGUUUAUAUUUUUUUAUUUACCCUUAUGAGUCACAUUAUUAUUUAACCAUGCAAUAUAUCUUAAAUUUGCACUUUUGUCUCUUGAAAAAGCAUAGCUUUUACUACCAUUACCAUCAGCGCACGAAAAGUUAUCUUGACUAUUCUAAAAAAAUUGCGCCAUAAUGCCACUCUAAGUACAUUGUGUCAGCUUGUUGCUGUGGUCACUCUUCUUAAAAAAAUUUAGCUCCCAAAAUUUGUAUAAUACCCUUCAAAAGUAAAUAUUUCAUUACAUUUUAUCGUAUUGCGGUUUUUAAUAAAACUCAAUCUUAGUUUGAAUUGUCCCAACUUUUGAAAAAGCAACAGUUUUUUUUGUAGCUUUACCAAGGAACUGGAAAAAUACGCCUCAGUGUUUUUCUCUCAUUACUUGUUUAAUGUUGAUUUUACUUCUAUUUCAACAUCAUUUGUCAAGUUCCUCUAAAAGUACAUGUGUUUCCAUAAUUUUUUCCCCUCUAUCUAUAAUCCAAUCAAAUCAAAAUUAUAAUCAAGAUUAUUUUUCUUGUUUACUUCCCUUCAAUUCAAAAUCUCAAAAAAGUCACAAUUUUUGGUACUAAAUGGAGAAUUUAUACAAAACAAAUAAGUAUGCAUUAUUUAUCUGUUUAUCUAUUCUCUCUCAUGUUUCCUGCUCAAUUAGUUUCUAAAAAAUUAUCCCCUUUUAACGUCAACUAUAUCUUUUAUUGUGGCAUCUUCAACUUUGGAAGGUCGGCAAUAAUUUAUUUUAUUAUAGUCCUUCCUCUCCAUUGUAUCCCAAUGAUAUCGUAACCCUUAGCUGAAAAAUUCUCAACUCAACAUUCCUUCCUUACCUAUUAAGAAACUUAUCCUUUUGCCAAAUCACAUAAGACUUAUAGACUUCUUUUCUCCAAAAUAUCCAUCUAUUUAACUAUGCAAUUAUGCAUGACUCCUUUCAUUUAACUAAAAACAUUUUUUACCUUUUAUGAAUGAUAGUUUUUAAUUUUUAUAUUGCUCUGAUUAGAAAAUUUUUUACCCAAAACUUCCUUUUUUCAUUUUUUUUUGUGUAUUUUUAUUAAAAAUUAAUAACUAGCCACUUGCCUCUGUAUCAUUACUUCUGUUUUCUUCUAUUCAUCACACCUUUCUCAUAUCUUGGGUCUUGUAAAAAGUGUUAGAGAAUCGCUGACAUUUCUUGAAUCGGCCUAUCAGUAGUUUUAUGAAGCCCUAUUCUAUCACCCUCUGAUGGUAGCAGAUUUUUUUUUCAAAAGAAUUCUGCAUCUGUUAAUAGCAAAGUACAAUUCUUUCUUUUCAAUGUCUCUGAGAUGUCCAAGGCUGUUAUGCUGAGAUGUCUACUUCAGAAACUGAGCAUGUACCCAUUUUAUCUUCUCGUUUUGUUUGAUAGUGUAAUUUUCCCCUUCAAAGUUAUCAUUUGACUGUAAUUGCCUCCUUAUGGCAGAAAAAGUAUCUCUUUGGGGUCAUAGUCAUGGAUAUUAAAAUCAGUGCAAAGUCAUUAAGUUCUGUUACUUUUGGUAGUUACAUCUUUUUUCUUAUUUUCAAAAUAAGUACAGAAAUGAGAACUCUAACAUGGUGUUCGUGUUCACUUGAAACUAGUGAGAAAAUAUUUUUUUUAGGCCAAAAGUUUUAAUAAUUUAUGGGAGCAUUGUAAACAUUUGCCUCUUCUGUAUCAUUGUUUUCUAUAAUUUUGAUUUUUAUGCAAAGACAACUUAGUUCAACAAGUUCUGCCACACUGUGAAUUCCAUCAUAUUUGCGUGUGUUUACUUUUCUUUACAAGUAGUGAUAUUGUUAAAUCACUUAAAUCUCUACAAUGCAGGUUUCUUCGAAAGUUCAUAAAUUUAUGACCUGUGGGUAGAGUGAAUUCAUUUUGUUUAAAACUGGAUAAGAGUACUUAGCCAGGUUUAUGUGUCGUCCAGUUGCCGAACGGAGCAUUUAUUCAACAGUGUUCAAAUUUUGGUCAAGUAAUGAUUCUGUUAUGUUUAAUAGUGUGUUUCAAUUUCAUCUUGAGAGCAUAUUUCAUAUCUUGAAUGAGGUUGGACUCUUUAUGUAUGUCUCUUUCUUUGUUUAAUAACCUGUCACAAUUGUAAAUUUCUCUUUCACAUAUUUUUUUCAUCCUGCUUUUCUUUUUUAUCUGUUUCUUGAACAAAAGAACCCUGUUAAAAAAUGACUCAAUAGGAAUUUUGUUUUAUUUCUCUGUUAUAAUAAAGCUUAUUUAUUUUUAAA
Molecule: messenger RNA, 5319 nt
Organism: Bemisia tabaci
Lineage: Eukaryota; Metazoa; Arthropoda; Insecta; Hemiptera; Aleyrodidae
Gene: Usp15-31
Product: Ubiquitin specific protease 15/31
Biological process (GO): protein deubiquitination
Molecular function (GO): cysteine-type deubiquitinase activity
Source: RefSeq, a predicted model, not a curated record